Messenger RNA from Ostrinia furnacalis (Asian corn borer), 1344 nucleotides. RefSeq lists its product as uncharacterized. The record is from RefSeq and is a predicted model, not a curated record. Gene Ontology annotation, biological process: protein ubiquitination. NCBI's taxonomy places the organism in Eukaryota, Metazoa, Arthropoda, Insecta, Lepidoptera, Crambidae. Bases 90 to 1340 code for a protein of 416 amino acids. Gene Ontology annotation, molecular function: ubiquitin-protein transferase activity; zinc ion binding. The transcript is spliced from 7 exons.
AAGACGUUCAACCAUUUGCAACGGUUUUUCCAUCUCAAAAACAAAAAAACACUAAAUUAAACAAUAUGUCCCUGCAACCACAAUGAAAAAUGCGCAAAUUUGUAGCGCUGAAUUGUUUGGUGGACUACAACGACUUUGAGACCUUCCCCAGUGAUGCCAUUCAAAACCUAAGACAAGCCGUACUCUUCCCUUCCGUGUACAAGCCAAACAUUCAGGAAGCGUUACAACGAAUCAACUUUACAUACCAUCGGACUUGCAGCUACUCGGACCUCAUACGGGAAUGUAACGUCGUGGAAGGUGAGACGCUGCUGAUGUUCUGGGGCUGCAACCGCUCCGAGAGCAGGUUCACCGUCAUGUCGGCCUCGAGUUGCUCCUCUGUCCACGCGCCGCCCAGCGCACAAAGCAGCAUGCGCGAGCGAGAGCUGCGCUCCACGGCGCAGCAGACCGAUAUCAGCUGCCGCCACUCCCCCGGGAUCGCCUCGCCAGUGUCGAUGUGCUCGGCGGAGGAGGCGCGGCAGCUGCGCGCGCGCAUCGCCGACUCGCUGACGUUCUCGUCGCCGGCGUCGUCGCUGCUGCCGCCCGCCGGCCGCUCCAUGUCCAUCCUCGGCUCCGUCUGCGCGCUGCUGCUCAACAAGCAGGGUUCGUCAGCGUGCCCCAAAGAGGUGUCUAGUUUCACGGGCAGCCGCACGUCGGACAACAUCUGCCGCAUCUGCUUCGGCGGCGAGUCGGCGGAGCGGCUGGUGCGGCCGUGCUCGUGCCGCGGCACCAUAGCCGCCGUGCACCGCUCGUGCCUGGAGCGCUGGCUGCUGCAGGCCGCCACGUCCUACUGCGAGCUGUGCCGCCACCACUACGUCGUCACCAGGAGCCACAAAUGGUCGUGGAUGCGGUCGAUGGCGGAGUGGGCGUGGUCGGGGCGCGGGCGCGCUCUGGCCGCCGACUUGUGGCGCGGCGCGGCGCUGGGCGCGGCCAGCGUGCUGGGCACGGCGCGCGCGCUGCACGCCUGCGACGCCGUGCUCCAAGCGGGCGCCCGGCGCGGGGGCGGCGCCGCGCUCGCCGCCAACCUCUUCUCCUCGCUGCUCAUCGGCAUCAUUGGCGCCCUGAACGGGCUGCUGACGACGUGGAUGCUGCUGAAGAUCCAGGAGCACCAGCUGUCGUGGCGCGCCUGGCGCGACUCCACGCUGCACGUGCGCGUGGCGCUCGGCGACUCCCCGCGCGCGUCCGCCGCCACGCUCGUGGCACCCCGUGACGUCACGUCGCCCGCCGCCACCGCCGACCGCGCCACCAACGUCGCCGACCCCUUCAUGGUCGCGCUGCCCUACCCGCUGUUCCCGGACCCUUAGCGAC